AGUCCCGGGCGGUGUCCCGGACCCGGAAGUGGAGUUGCCGAGUCACGGCAGUGGCUGAGCUGUUGACAGGAGGCGGCGGCGGAGUAGGAGGCGAGGCAAGACCUGCGGCUCGGCCCGGCCACAGCCGCGGUAGUGCUAGGCAAGCCCACAGAGUCACGCCGGCUUCAGCCAGUCUGCGAACCUCUCGCCCCCGCCCACCCCUGCAUCCGCCCGGCCCCUGCCAGCCCGACUGGUCCGGGAAGGCCUAGUCUGCACCACCCGCCGGGCUCCUGGGGCCGCCGCCCCGCGCGGUCCUGUCGGCGUCCCUGGCCGCGCCCGGCCCCUGGCCCGCUAGCCCGCCGGCACCAUGAUGGAGGAGAUCGACCGGUUCCAGGUGCCCACCGCGCACUCGGAGAUGCAGCCGCUGGACCCAACCGCCGCCUCCAUCUCAGACGGAGACUGUGACGCCCGGGAGGGUGAGUCAGUAGCCAUGAAUUACAAACCAUCCCCGCUCCAAGUGAAGCUGGGCAAAGAGGGCAAUUACAGUUCUCUACAGGAGCCUGAAACUCUAGGAGGCAUCUCUGAAGCCAAGGACGUUCCAGAGAAGCAGCGGGAACUGGCCCGGAAGGGCUCCCUGAAGAAUGGCAGCAUGGGUAGCCCUGUCAACCAGCAACCCAAGAAGAACAAUGUCAUGGCCCGAACAAGGCUGGUUGUCCCCAAUAAAGGGUACUCCUCGCUUGACCAGAGCCCUGAUGAGAAGCCACUGGUAGCCCUUGACACGGACAGCGAUGAUGACUUUGAUAUGUCUAGAUACUCCUCCUCCGGCUACUCCUCUGCUGAGAUCAACCAAGAUUUGAACAUCCAGCUGCUGAAGGAUGGCUAUCGGUUAGAUGAGAUCCCCGACGACGAGGACCUAGAUCUCAUCCCCCCCAAGUCCGUGAACCCCACCUGCAUGUGCUGCCAGGCCACGUCCUCCACCGCCUGCCACAUUCAGUAGCGGGCGGGGCUGCUGCGGCCGCCAGGGUGGGGCCGCCAAGGGCUGGGCAUGACGGGCAGAGGCCGACCCCUCCCCAGCUCGUCUGUCUGCCCCCCGGCCCCACGCCCCUACAGCCGCCAACCUUGUAUAACAGUCAUUGCUUCCUCCUAUGGUAGGACGUGUACCUCUGUGUGUUCAUGGAGCCGGAGAAACCAAAACCGGGUCUCUCUCCACCCAGGAGCUGAGGAGGGGUGGGGGCCGUUUGUUCAGUUACCUGGGGGAACCUCACCCAGCACCCUGCCCCACUUCCCAGGGCUGCAGUCCGGUGGCCAAAAGAGAAGACUGGACGGGAGGGAGGUCAACAUUAAUGAGUGGGGGGAUCACAAAGCCAGGGGCUUGGCCCCACCCCAGCGAAGCCAUGAACCCCCCAGCCCCGGCCUCAGCCUAACCAGGAAAUGGGCUCAGAGGGAGAAAGGCCCAGGGCAGUGGGGAUGGGUCCCAGCACCUCGGAGCCCCCUGCACAUGCCCCCUACCGGUCCAUGUUUCUAUUUGCAUUUCCCCCUCCUCAGAUGGGAAGCCUGGCAAAGCUGCCCAACCGGGUAGUGCCCCUUACCCAUCGGAUCACUGCCUUCUUCCUCCUCUUGACCCAUUCACCCGCUUCCUUGCUCCCUGGGAGUGGGGCAGGGUAAGGUGGGCCUUAGAGACAGGCUGAGGUUUGAGUGGUGUGAUCUGUCCUCAUUGGCCCUUCACCAAUGCAUCUAUCUCUCUGCCACCAGCCCACCCCACCCCCACCCUCACCUAUCCUUCUGCUCAUUGGUCUCAAUCCCAGGCUGGAAGCAGGGAGUAAGGCUGGCCUCCAAUGGCCCAUUCCCCUCAUCCCAGCCCAAGACCCGGGAGGCUGCUUCCCAGUAAGAAUCCAGGAGCAAGCUUUGGAGAAUCCAGUGGGCUGAGUGGUUGUAUGGAUGUGGUUGUUUGGAUGUGGUAGGGAGUGCUUAGCAGAAUGCGUGUAUGUCUCUGAGGCUGUCAGGGGGUGGGUGUGUGUGUGUCUCUGUUGGACCUGUCUCUCCUCAGUCUAUUCCUGUCAUAGAUGUGGGUGUCCCUGGUGGGCAAGUGCCUGUGUGGUCUGUUUACAGUGCAGAAGGCGGCUCAGCAGUGCAAUGGGCUGACAGCCUUGGACCAGGAGUCAGAAGCCUGGGUUCUGGUUGUAGCUCUGGCCCCUCCCUGUGAUCUUCAACAAGCCACUUCCUUUCUCUGGUCUUCAGUUUCCUCAACGAGAAAAUGAACAGCAGCUGAAAUUAUGUUUAAAAUCCUUUUAUACCUGAAAGAGUUUCUUUAUAGGAAUUUCUGUGGUGGGGAGGGGGCGAUCUCUGUGUGUCUCAGUACACCUAAAGGUUGGGGUGGGGCUGAGUUGUGUGUCUCUGUGGAAAGGGGAAGGGGCAGUACCUAUCAGGACUGUGUAUGUCUGAGCACACGUGGCUCUGUUUGGGAUUACGUGUUUUCUGUGAAUGUGUAUGUGUGUUGGGGGGUGUCUACUGUGUGUGGCUGUAUAGGGUGUCUGUAGGUCAAGAUGUGUAUACAGCUGCUUCUGCUAUUGCUGGUUUGGGGGAGGGUUCCGGAAAGCUGAGGCUGAAAAUCAAGAGGGAAGAGGUAAGGAAGGCCCUCCUCUGGAGCUGGGCAGUGUAGACCUGACACCGUGUGAAGAAAAAUGAAAGCACAGAUAGCCUAAAACUGCACAGGCCUGUGCCCACAUACCUUAUAGCACAGGCCCAGGUGGAUCAUCUCAUGCUAACACCCCACAUGUGCUGCUGGAUCCACUCCCAUAGAUCCACUCACAUGCUGCAGGCAUGCAGUAGAUUCACCCACAGCCCACUCUCUGGACACCAGUCCUGGGAGGUGGCAGCUGGAAUGGGGAGCAAUGAGAGGAGGGAGUGAGGCUGUUGGCUUAGGAAGGGUGGCACCUCUCCCUGCAUCAUACCCAGGAAGUGCCAACUCCAAAAUAUUGGGGUGCAGCUUACCACCCCCACUCCUCCAACCCAUCCCUACCUCCUCUAGUGCCAGGGACCCAAGUUAGAUGAUGAGAAAAUGCCAAACAAAGGGAGGCAAGGACAGAGAAGGUACCUGCAGGACCCACAAGGCUCAUACUGGCCCCCAUCUGAGCCCACCUCUCCCACCCAGAUCAACAUCCCCCCAACCCCUGUGCCCCCAUCAUCUGGAACCCAGAGCCAGGCCUCCCACUACCACCACCACCACCCCGGGGCUCCUUGAUUCACCUUUCUAGAACAUGGGUACCUCCUCUUUUUGGGGGCUCAUUUAGACUGCUGCCUUUGCUGCUGACUUGCUGUGUGACUCGGGCCCAUUGUUCAAUCCCUGUGGCCCUUAGACACCAGGGAAAAUCUCCCUCCCACAGGACACAUUAGUUCCCUGGCAGGCAAGGGCUUCCAACUGAGGCAGUGUAUGUGUGGCAGAGAGAGGCAGGAAGCCGGCAGUGGCAGCUUCCGUGUCUAGGGAGGGGCGUGGCUCCCUCCUUCCCUGUCUGGGAGGUUGGAGGGAAGAAUCUAGGCCUUAGCUUGCCCUCCUGCCACCCUUCCCCUUGUAGAUACUGCCUUAACACUCCCUCCUCUCUCAGCCGUGGCUGCCACCCAGCCAGGUUUCUCCGUGCUCACUAAUUUAUUUCCAGGAAGGUGUGUGGAAGACAUGAGCCGUGUAUAAUAUUUUUUUUAACAUUUUCAUUGCAGUAUUGACCAUCAUCCUUGGUUGUGUAUCGUGUAACAUAAAUAAUGAUAUUAAAAGCAUCAAACAAGCCA
This is a messenger RNA of Rhinopithecus roxellana (golden snub-nosed monkey), 3759 nucleotides long. RefSeq names its product family with sequence similarity 219 member A (gene FAM219A). The record is from RefSeq and is a predicted model, not a curated record. NCBI's taxonomy places the organism in Eukaryota, Metazoa, Chordata, Mammalia, Primates, Cercopithecidae. The coding region runs from base 347 to 976 and encodes 209 amino acids. The transcript is spliced from 7 exons.